Molecule: messenger RNA, 1425 nt
Organism: Glossina fuscipes
Lineage: Eukaryota; Metazoa; Arthropoda; Insecta; Diptera; Glossinidae
Exons: 2
Coding region: 188-1267 (359 amino acids)
Source: RefSeq, a predicted model, not a curated record
GUUUUGUUGUGCGGUAAUGUAGAUGAUCAUGAUGAUCGCAAUGAUGAUCUUACCCAAAAUAUAAAUAGAUCCGCAUAUGAAAUAUUUUUGUCAGUUAUAUUAGAAGACCUCAACGGAGGCAAUCAUUACAGUGGUGCUAAGUAUUUAACGCCUCAGUUAACGCGUCCAUACGCGGGGAUUCAUAAAUAUGAGAUCCCUACAUUUAAUGCUUUUUGGUGCCAGUUGUGCUAUUGUGCUGAGUCUAACAUUUGCCCAUGCGCCUGAAGGAGUGUGGAAGAAAAAACUCGUUUGGAAGGAAGACUGGGUUCAAGUAUGGAAGACGAUAAAAAAACAAGCCUGGGAGACGAAAUGGAAGAAAAUUCAAGUACCAAUCUGGAAAGAGGUGCAAGUACCCAUUUGGAAAGAAGUACAAGUGCCCGACUGGAAAAUUGUUAAAAAGCCACACAUUGAAGAGCGUGAAGUGCCCGCUUGGAAAGAGAUAAAAGUACCGGAAUGGAAGAAAAUUACAAAGCCAGUGUGGCGUGAGAUACAAGUGCCGGUAUGGCGCGAGAUACAGAUACCCGUAUGGAAGGAGAUACAAGUGCCCGUGUGGCGAGAAAUUAAGGUGCCCAUAUGGAAAGAAAUACAGGUGCCGAUAUGGAAAGAGGUACAAGUGCCGGUUUGGCGUGAAGUGCAAGUGCCUGCGUGGAAGAAAAUGUUUGUGCCCGAAUGGAUUAAAAUGGGCAUACCGGGCGAAAAAUACUUAGGAAAAGAUCACGAUGGAUGGGAGUACACCAGCCAUGAUUUAUGGCGUAAGAAACUUAUUUGGAAACCAGUUUGGAAGAAGAUUUGGCGUACCGAAAAGAAGCAGGAAUGGAAGACAGAGAAGGUGCAAGCUUGGAAAACUGAAAAGGUGCAAGAGUGGAAAAUUGAAAAGAAGCAAGAAUGGAAAACGGAAAAAAUUAAAGAGUGGAAGACGGAAAAGAAGCAAGAAUGGAAGCCAGAUAAGAAACUUGAAUGGAAAAUUGAAUGGAUACAAAUAUGGAAACCGGCCAAGAAACAAAUUUGGGUUAAAGAGAAACGUGAAACGUGGAUAGAAGAGAAAGUGCAAAUUUGGCGUACGGAAAAGAAACAGGCAUGGGCUACCGAAAAGAAACAAGCCUGGAAGGACGAAUGGAAGGCUAUUCAAGUACCCGUGUGGAAAGAAGCCAAAGUCCAAGAAUGGAAACGUGUAUGGAAACCAGUGUGGGAGAAAGUAUGGGUGCCCGUCAGCCAUGGAUGGGAUUGAAUAAAAACGAAAAGUUCAACACUUAGUAAAAAAUACACAUAAGUGUACCGACUGCUUCAUUCUAUUCUAGUACGUUCUUAUUAUCAUAAUUGGCAAAUGGAAAAUUCGCAAAAAUUUCAUUCACUCACAAGAGUAUAAUAAAAAUUUCAUUUUUGUUG